GCUUCGUCUUUGUACCUCUCCUUUCCCGGACUGUGUUAACGCAGGAACGGAUCAUAAGUAGUUCAAGGUCCCUAUAAAACACAUUUAAUCUUUACUGAUUGAAUGCUUAUUGAGCACGAGCACUUGGAUUAUUGUCCUCAUUUCACCGUUCCCGUGGAUUGCACGGCGUGAAGUAGACGAGCGCGCGAACGAACUCUGCUGUUUCGGGAGAAGAAAACGGAUCGUUGUUGUUUGAAAUGUGUUAAUUCGGUUCCUUCAUUACGAGGGAGGAGCAAUGAGCGCGAAAACAACACUAGGUCGCUUUGUUUCUAACACACGGACCGGUGGAAGAUCAGAUUGACAUGUCGCGCGCUGCUGGAUUUGGAGAUAUCAUGAUAUGAUUUAUUCUGUCCUGCGUCGCGCUCACCAUUAUUCCUCCUGCGCCGUCUUUCUAACUAACUUAGAGAAGUGUUGUCCUGGGUUGACUGCAUUAUAUAUUCAUUUCACUUUCCUAACAAACACAUUUAUGCUGUUGUCUUCGGAUCUUCUUCGUGUACGGUGGUGCGUUUGGGGUGCUUUCACUUGAAGGGCGUAUUUAAUUAGUAUCUAGCGAUUUUGCAGUGAAGAAACACCCUUUAAACGUGUUAGAUCGUCUCUUUGACCGGGCAUCUUUGAGGAGGUACAGCGACCCACGUGGAAACACGGACUCCAAGGAGGGCAAGAUGGGCUGUUGCAGUGGUCGAUGUACGCUGGCCUUUAUAUGUGGCAUGCAAUUGAUCAGCAUCUUGGAAAGACAGAUAUUUGAUUUCCUUGGAUAUCAGUGGGCUCCAAUCCUUACAAACUUCAUCCAUAUUAUCACAGUGAUUCUAGGCCUCUUUGGGACAGUACAGUUCAGACCGCGAUAUGUCACCGGGUAUGCAGUCUGGUUGGUGCUCUGGGUUGCCUGGAACGUCUUCAUCAUCUGUUUCUAUUUGGAAGUGGGUGACCUUUCAAAGGACACAGACCUGAUCAUGACCUUUAACAUCUCCAUGCAUCGCUCCUGGUGGAUGGAGAACGGCCCGGGUUGCAGGGUGACCCCCAUGACCCCUCCACCCUCCUGGGCCCCGGAGGACCAUCGCUACAUCAGCAUUGCUGGCUGUCUGAUGGAGUACCAGUAUGUGGAGGUGGCUCACAGUUCCAUGCAGAUUAUCCUAGCUCUUGCUGGGUUCAUCUAUGCAUGUUAUGUUGUGAAGCUCAUUUCAGAAGAGGAGGACAGCUUUGACUUUAUAGGAGGGUUUGAUUCAUAUGGUUACCAAGGGCCACAGAAAACCUCCCAUUUGCAACUACAACCGAUGUACAUGUCAAAGUAAUGGAUUAACUGCCUUAUCAACUAAUCAAAACGAAGAACUGAUGUUCGAACAUUGUCUUUCAACGUUAAUGUCUUAACAUAAUUGUGUCUUAUGAACUGUUGGAGGAACACGAAACUGACACUUUAACCUCAAAGUCUCAAGCGACAGCGGAUUUUUUAUUUUAUUUAAUUUUUUUGUCUAUCCCCAGUCCUUCCUCCUUCAGAGCACCAGAGCAUCGCCGUAGAGCUGGGAGAGCCUCCUUGUGGCUGAGACCCUCUUUGCCACUAUCAUCAAUACAAAACAAUUCUUAGCGAAGGAGCAAACUUAGUUGGUCUCUGUGGAUGCCAGUGGAAAGAUCUUGAGCACAGCAGCAAUAAGAAAGACUUGGAAUCGUGCAGUGGAGCAAAUGGACUUCAAGUGUGUUUUGACUGACUUUCCUGGAAACCAUCCAUAACUUAAAAGAAUGUUAAUUAACCAGUCAGUAUGAUAUUACCUUAUCUGAAGUAGGAUAUUACCUACAAUCUUCAAACAGUGACUGGAGUGAAUUCUUGUGGAGACUUUUUAUUUGGUUGUGUUUACAAAGGGUCAUUCCAAGCUUUGGGGUUAUCAUCGCACUGGGUUUCUUACAGUAUCUAAUCGCAACCCAGUUAGUUUCUCUUCUUUCUCCUGGAUGUACUUAUCUUGAAAGUGCCAAGAACCGUUACAAAAGCCGAAUAUUGAUAUCAGUAGCUGCUAAGAGACUCAUAUCUUUAGAGUUAAACAACAUUCAAAAAUACCUAUGAUUUUAUCCAUUAAUAACUCCACCAUGGGAUCAGCCGUAUUUGUUUGCAUGAGGUGUCAAAAUCAGUUGCGUAUUUAAUAUCUUUUAGCUAGAACUAGGCCAGCCUUGAAAGGGGUAACAGUUGGCCUAAAGGCGACUGUCCUUGCUCCAAAAGGUUAAUUGUGAAUAUUGUGUUUUUCUAAAGAUGGUGUUGAGUCUUGUUACAAGAUAAUGAAUAGACAAUUUUAAAUUCUUUCUAUUUUGAGCCUUUUUUUUAACAUGUGUGCCAGCUAGUGUUAACUAUUUUCUAGUAGAUUAUUAAUUUAUUAUGCCAUAUAAUUGGGCCUUUUUUUUUCAAUAUAAAUGUACAUAUUGAUGGGGUAAUCUUUGGAGAGGGGUAGGGAUAGAGAUGCAUUAUUAUUUGUAGUAUAGUGUGUGGCACUAUAGUCUACUAUGAGUCUACUCGGGUUAGAACUUUUUGUUUUCUGUAGACGACAGGAACCCAAUUUUUAAAAGCUUUUUAAAAUGGAUAGUUCACCCAAAAAUAUAAAUAUUGUCAUUAUUUACAUUACUCACCCUAUUGUUGUUCCUAACCCAUAUGAUUUUUUUUUUCUUCCAUGGAACAAUAUGAGGAUGAGUAAAUAAUGACAUAUUUUCAAUUUUGGGUGAAUUACCCCACAAUUGUUCCCCAACAGUAAAGUUGGCAACACUCACUAUUAACAGCCAAAGUUAUUCAGGUUUGUUAAAGGGAUAGUUUACCCCAUAUCAUCUUUUGAUAAUAAUGUGUAUUACUUUUAUGUGAUGUGUAGAUUUUUAGAAGAAUAUCUCAUUUCUGUAUGUUCAUGCAAUGCAAAUGAAUGGUGGUCAGACUUUUGAAGCUCCAAAAAUCACAGAAAGGAAACAUAGAAGUAAUCCAAAAGUCUCCAGUGGUUAAAUCCAAAUCUUUUAAACCAAUAUGAUAGAUGUGGAUGAGAAACAGGUCAAUGUUUAUGUCCUGUUUAACUGUAAAUCUUUACAUUCACUUUCACAUUCAGCCAACUACUGAUUGGGGCUGGUCAACGGUUGAAUUCGAUUUUUGGACCUUUUGAGUUCUGGUCACCAUUCACUUGCAUUGUGAGGACCAACAUAGCUGAAAUAUUCUUUUAAAUCUUAAUUUGUGUUCUGCAGAAGAAAGAAAGUAAUACACAUCUGGGAUAGCUUGAGGGUGAGUAAAUGAUGAGAGAAUUUUCCUUUUUGGGUGAACAAUACCUUUAAGUCUCUGAUUUAGCUGUACUGUAUGGCUUCUUUUGUAACCUGGGACAAAUUAAGAGACACUGGAAAAGUUUCACUGGAUUUACUAUAGAUAUGUGUUUGAGUAAAAUUAACUUUUUGGUUUUAUUCUAUAAAGUACUGACAACAUUUCUCCCACAUUCCAAAUAAAAAUAUUGUCAUUUAGAGCAUUUAUAUGCAGAAAUUGACAACUGGUCAAAAUAACAAAAAAGAUGCUGAAGCACCCCCAGAUCCUCACUGUUUCUCCACCAAAUUUCCCAGUGGGUGCGAGACACUGUGGCUUGAAGGUCUCUCCAGGUCUCCAUCUAACCAUUAUAUGACCAGGUGUAGUUCAGGGCAGAUUAAUCUUUGUGAAGUACACAUGAAUCAAGCCACGUACAAGGUUAUCCUGGAAGAAAAUGUACUUUCUUCUGCUCAGCAAAUGUCCCCAAACUCUGAGGAUUGUUUUUUUCCAGUAGGACAAUGCUCCAUGAAACACAGCCAGGUCAAUCAAGUUGUGGAUGGGGAAACACCAGAUCAAGACCAUGUCAUGGACAGCCCAUCUCCAGACCUGAACCCCAUUGAAAAUCUAUGGAAUGUGAUCAAGAGGAAAAUGGUUGGCCACAAUCAUCAAACAAAGCCGAGCUGCUUGAAUUUUUGCACCAGGAAUGGCAUAAAGUCACCCAGCAAUAUGAAAGACUUGUAGAGAGCAUGCAAAGAUGCAUGAAAGCUGUGAAUGAAAAUCAGGGUUAUUCCACCAAAUAUUGAUUUCUGAACUCUUCCUAAGUUAAAACAUUAGUAUUGAGUUGUUUAAAAAUUAAUAUGAACUUGUUUUCUUUUCAUUAUUUGAGGUCUGAAAACACUGCAUCUUUUUUGUUAUUUUGACCAGUUUUCUGAAAAUAAAUGCUCUAAAUGACAAUAUUUUUAUUUGGAAUU
This is a messenger RNA of Xyrauchen texanus (razorback sucker), 4251 nucleotides long. RefSeq names its product sodium/potassium-transporting ATPase subunit beta-1-interacting protein 2. The record is from RefSeq and is a predicted model, not a curated record. Bases 702 to 1328 code for a protein of 208 amino acids. Gene Ontology annotation, biological process: regulation of sodium ion transport. The transcript is spliced from 7 exons. NCBI's taxonomy places the organism in Eukaryota, Metazoa, Chordata, Actinopteri, Cypriniformes, Catostomidae.